AUGGAUGAAGGCCGGAUUUACGUUCGAGUUACAGGAAAGGCAAUUUCAAAGAAAGAAUUAGAAAUUUACUUCCAAUCUCGCAAGCAGUCUGGCGGUGGAGACAUCCGUUCCAUCGAACAGAUCAAUGAUGAAGAGUCCAUCAUUACAUUUGAAGACCAGGAAGGUAAAUUCUUUUACUUAUCUACACUCUUCACUUAAUUUUUGGGAGGAUGAUGUAUCAUCAAACAGUAAAACUUUCUUCUUUUGCAAACAAGGAUAUUGAGACAGCAUCAAACUGCUCGCUUUCCUUCUUUUUCGUUGGCUUCCGGUUUCACUUUUCAGCGUUUUAUUCCUAAACAAAUUUGCUCGACAUAUUUUUAUAGUUACUAGUUAUUUUCCUUCCUUAGUGCUUCAAAAUGUGUAUGUUCUUGAAUUUUCUUAGUAUUUGAAACACCCGUUUUUUAGAAGACCUACGACAAUUUACUCUAUUCAUUGUCGUCUGUUUGACGAUACCUUUUAAAUUCCAAGAAUUCACAGUCUCUGACGUAUUUUAGGUUUAUAUUUAUCUGCCUGCAGAGAAAACAACUGUUCCUUUCAUAAAAUAAUCUUAUUCACGCAUAUAAGCACAUUUUAAAACUUGAUGAAGGAAAAAAAUCCUUCAGCAUACACGUGAUCUAAACAAAAGUCCAAAGGUAAAAAAGCCAAUUUAAAUAAUAGAGCCGAAAGAAGUUGUGGAAUAUGCAAAACAUUUUAGGCAUCAUACUUAAUGAACCGUCACGACAUUCAGAUAUUUCCAGAAACAACAAUUAUUUGCACUUUGUCCCCUUCGAAUUAUUAAAGCAGUAACAAGCUGAAACUGAUAUGCAUAACUUCACAACCCCACACGAUUUUUAAAUUUCAAAGAACAAAUUUCCCUUUUGCUUUUCAACCGAAAUAAAGAAAAAAUUGCGUAGCUGGUUGUUAGAAAAAACAACAUUCGAAGGCUUGUUGAAGCCACAAAGAUGCAGAAUAGGCUAUUUGCACGUUGACGUCUUUUUGGUACUGAGACCAGGAUUCACUUCGUUUAUUCUUUCAUAUUUAAAUUUGGUAAUCAGUCCAGUGAGGUUUAAAUAACAAAAUCCCUAAUUUAUACAAGAAAGCAAUUCCCUGAUGACUUAUGGUAGCAGUAGUAAAAUGACGCCAUCAAAAAAACACCUCAUACUCCUUUACGUCUUUAAUUAUUUGAUAGAAAACAGCCCAUUUUGUUAUAUGCCUCUCUCUUCAGAGCACUAAAUUAAUUUCCCUUAAUCACGCAGCUCUCCUGGACUCUUUUCUUUCAUUUAUAAAGGAUGGAGUUGUAAAUAAGUUUUCGUAAUGACAGCUGACAAUUUCUUUUUUGGUCUUGGCAGUUGCUAAAAAUGUGGCACUCAGAACACAAACCAGAACACAUACCAUUAACGGAGCACAAGUCGAAGUCUCUAUUGUUCCGUUCAGCGGAGAGGACUCUGGAUUAACAACAAAUCAGGUCUACAGUUUCUAAGAUUAAAAAGUCCUUUAGAAACAGUCAAUAUUUUACAAUAUUUUUUGAAAAGCAGUGUGGAUUUAUUUGCAACAUAUAUAGUUAUAGGGUGGAAAUAAUAGGUCGAGAAAGCCCAUUGAUCUCCCUUGUUAUAUGUUUAUACCUUACGGACGAAAGGUGCAGAACGGUCUAUAGCAUUCUAUUUCUAUUAUUUUGAUCCCAUAGGCGAAAAUUUGUUUGCACUUUUUGCCUCAUCAACCCUUUAAACCCUAAGAUCAAAAUUUGAAUUCUCAUUGGUUGCCCCCAUUUAUUUCCUACAGAAGUAGUGGGGAGAAGUUGAUAACAUGUCAAGCAAAUUCAUCUUGUGUGAUCAUGUCCGUAAUUCUCAUGACCACUCUGGUUUACAAAGCAUUGAUAUUACAAUGAGAAAUUUGAUGCUGAUCACUCUUAGGGCUUAAAGGGUUAACAUAUGCUUAUCACUAUCUGAUGAUGCUAAUAAAAUAAAAACUCUCAAUAUAUAGAAAGGGCAUAAAAGUUUUAGUUAUCUCUGAAAAUUUGAACCCAAUUGCAAUACAAAGUUUACAGAGAAUGUAUGGCUCAUUAACUUUUUUGCCACACAGCAAUUUCGCAGUUUUUGAUGGCUGAUAUUUCCUUCAAUAUUGCUUGCAAAGAGCUGAAAAUUGCACAAAUUUCUCAACUUAAUCAGCUCUUUUAACUUCUGCAUUUAGUUCAAAUAUACGGCCAUCUUCUAUGAGUUAAGUCGUAUGCUAAUGACGAAAAAUGCAAACAAUGACGUCAGCAGAGAUUCGCCUAUUGACCAGUGAAAUGUCGCAUUAAUUUAUUAAGUCACAAUAAUUUGUCAUGGAACUUCCAACAUAAACUGCUGCACGGUUGUUUUUAUCUUUGACGUUUGCCGCCUUUCAUAACCAGUCUCCUAUGUUUGCAUUGUCUGCGUAUGGCCGACUCAUCGUGCACUGGAAUUUUUAAUUGUUUUGGGCGGUAAAAACAAUGAAAAAUUCCAACGGGCAAAUGCGACAGCUAUAAGCGUAUAAUGCUGAAAGUGUUUCGAUACAGUUUUUCCGGAGACCAUACCGUUAUUUUUCAAUCUCCUUAAAAAUGAUUUUAUCCUUGUCCGAAUUUCACCACUGACGGACUUUGGAUUAAAGUUUGUCAAAAUCUAGUUUUAAGUCAAAUCGAUAUCACUAUGGCAACAAUAAACAAAAAAAUUUAAAAUCAAUAAAAACCGAAUUUUGCGCGAUAGACCUGCUACUAAAAAUCCGACACUAGGAACUUAAAGUGUAGUGUUCAGCAAAUAACCUUCGUGAGAAGUAAAAAAAUUCUGUAUGUUUGAAUUCAAAGCUUUAGUAUAUUUUAAACCUCAUAUUUUCAACUAACCUGUUUUCGCACCCCCUGUCUAAGUGCAACUUAGUCUAAAUUUGACUUUUAGCGUUUUUCUAUAUUUCUCUAGAACGGCUCGACAGAAUUUUUUUUCAACCUCAUCACAUAAUCUUCACGAUGUAUAUAAUUAUGACUGAAACUUUCAUUAAGAUUGAUCCACUGAGUCAGAAAUGCUGCUUAAUAUCACAUUUUGCUUCUUGGAAAUUUUGGUGUAGUUUCUUUCUUGCGAUCUUCCUGCAAACUAACCUGUUUUUGACCUUUAGCGUUUUUAUGUAGAUCUGUCGGAUUUCGACUUUAAUUGAUUUUAUUGUUGUCAUAGUGAUAUUGAUUUUACUUAAAAUGGCAUUUUGACAAACGUCAAACCAUAGUCAAUCACUGGUGGAAAUUUCAUAGCCAUCGGAAGAGGAUAAAAUCACUUUUAAGGCGAUUGAAAUUAUCGGUAUGGCCUCCGAAAAACUGUAUCAAAAUACCUGAAAUAGGCCAUUUCCGCGUUGCCCCAAGCAUUUGUUUCAAAGCGAGGCUAAGAGCGGAGCCAUUGAUAUCAAAAUGGUUUUUUUAAAUUCUCAAGAAAAUAAAACUCGUUUUGACAUGAAAGGUUUUGCACUUAGCCUAAGUUUUGAAAGUGAGAAUUUGUGGAUCUCGGAAAUGGCCUGUAAUUAAUCCAGCCGAAAUAUCGGUGAAAAUAAAAGUAUUAUUCAUUUUUUCUUCUUUUUUUUGACAAACUGAUCGCGCCCAAAAAAAACGACAAAUCAAGUUGGAUGGAGGCAAUUACAUUGUAAAACAUUGUAAUAACAUUACAGCAAAAAAAAAACUAAGGUUUUGAAGGCGGAAAGCCGGAAUGAAAGGAAGUUCGGACACACAAAGGCGACAAUGCAAAAUGAUCUUUAAGCAAGUUAGCACCUAAACUUUUGUCCUUGGUCUUGAAAGUGAGGACUGAGGAAAUGAGGCUUGUUCCCAGUUUUCUAUUUCAACUAAUAAAUUGACAUGUUUGGUGUGCAAUAAACAUGUUGUUGAGACUAUUGGUUCUGACGAUUACUAUUUUACAUUUCUGGUCCAAUUUUUUUUUUUUAACCGAUUUCUCUUCCAGUCUAGCGUCGUUUUUAUCCGUGGACUUUCCAAGAAUACAACUGAGGAUAGUCUUAGAAACUAUUUAGAAAACACAAGGCGUUCAGGUGGCGGGCCUGUGAAAGAACUGGAAAUCACUGGAAAUUCAGCACGAGUCAAGUUUGAAUCAUCAGAAGGUAAUUACACAAUUUGCUGUGUUAGAAGGGCUUGGAAUCACGUUUGCAGCGAACGCAAACCGACAGAUAUGGAUGCCAGUUUCCCAAAAGAGAAUAGAAAUUAGAGUAAUGUAAUUAAUUAAAAGCAUUGUCAACAUGGGUUACAACGUCUGACAUUUCUCACCUAUAACCAUGGCUGAGAUGGUGUGUAAAGUGGCUCAGCAUCGGCUCUAUAUUCUGAAUUGACCGAUUAACGAGAUUAAAACCCCAAAACCAUGUCAAGUUUAAAAUCCGUUUUAUAUUUUGUUUGUUUGUUUGUUUUAUCUUGCUUUCUGUUCAUCCUUCCCUUACUCAUCUCACCAUGUCCACAUUUCUGGUCUGAAUUUAUGGCCUCAAGGGACAGGUUAUGGAGAGACUAUCUAAAAAGCUUGUUUCUCAGGGGUAUUUAGGUGUCCCCGAGGUCAGUGACGAUCCUUACCUUUAAUUUCUUUAAAAUAUCUGAGCCAACCCUGAAAAAGGUACAUGUACCGCCUCCCGUAUUUUGUUUGUUCAUACUCGUCGGGACAAUUACCAAGGAGAUUUUGCUUCACCCUUAUUUCUUUAUAAAAACAUUUUUGUUGCUUUUUCCCUGUUUGUCAAGAUCAAUACGAUUUUCCGUUACAUAGCGCCGAGUAAGUUUUAUGGGUAACGCAAAGUGAAAAGCUUGAAAAACUCAACAUUCAAAACAAUUUGCGCACAAUUUCACUUACAUCUACCAUUUUACGCUUUUUACUGAGACCAACAAAGCUUCAGUAAAGGGCUGGGAUCUUUUCUAGAACAGCUAUAACGAGUUAGUCAAUGAGUUUCAGCAACAAAAAGUAAACACUUACAAAGGUACAAUAUAUUAUAGAGAUAUGUAACAAUGGUAUUUUUCUUUUGGCAGAUGCUAGAAAUGUAACACUAAAAACACAUAGUAUUAACGGAGAACAAGUUGAGGUGUCAUGCCAUCCGUUCACAGAAGAGAACUCUGAAUCACAGUCAAGUCAGGUCAGUCAUUGAAGUGGAAUCUCAUGUAAUAGCAGUUUGUAGCUUCUGUGCAUUUUCCUUUUAACAACAAAAGGAAGCAUCUCGAUUGUGACAAAGUAAAUCCAAGAGCUCAUGACAAAGGUUCCUGGUGAAUCAUAAGACUAUUAUGUUUAUCAUUGCUUGUCAUUAGGUCUUGUGCUUUAUUAGCCGGCGUAGUAAGCGUUUCCAAUCGAGUUAUUGAGCCAAAGUUGGAGCGACAGUAGAACAAAAUGAAAGAAGGGGGAGGGGAGGGGAUAAGAGGUUUCCUUUUCUCCCCAUCUCCUCCCUUUUCAUUCCUGGCCUCUCUUUUGCUCUCAUCCCAACAUUCUCGACGAACUCGCGCGGAAACGGUUGCAACGCAGGCUAAUUAUGCCUAUUCGUUUUUCUCUCUUUCUUUCUUCUAUUUUUUUUUAAAACAAUUUUGUGGAAGGGUGUGGGAUGCUACAAUCAAACCAUGUAUUUGACGGCCACUCUUGGCGAAUAGCUGACUGACCGCUUAAUACAAGUUUGACAAUUCUUAAGGUUGGUCAAUGAAGAAAAAACGAAGAAAAUAAAGAUGGUAUCUAAGCCAAAUAUCCAUCACACAACUAAUUGAACUUAAACGAAUUAAUUAAUUUGAGUUGCAAUAAAUUCAUCUUACUCGAGUAAGGUAGGCAAUUUAGCUGAGGCCUUAAUGAAUAUACUUACUACGUUUAUUUUUCUCUGUUACCCAAAUUCAGACUCAGGCUGGUGUUGUUUUCAUUCGUGGACUGUCCGAGGAUACAACUGAAGAUGGCCUGUGUAACUAUUUGGAAAAUACGAGGCGUUCAGGUGGCGGGCCAGUAGAGGAAUUAAAAAUCACUGGAAAUUCAGCUCGGGUCAAGUUUGAGUCAGCAGAAGGUAAGUAAAUCUUUUCCAAGGGCGGCAGAAACGCGAAUUAAAGAGGUUACAUGACGGUCUUUUUGAAAGACUCUUCUGACUGCUUUACAAUGACACUAUUUGGUAACGAGUUCCAGUCUCUGAAUGAAUGUCUUAGAGUGGAAUUGCCUAAUGUUUGCCGCCUUUUAAGUAAUAUAUACGGUGGAACUUGUAUAGCUGAUAGACUAGAAACUACUUUACCAUCAUUGUGAGUCGUGUCACUUUCCCUCUUUUCUCGAAUGUUGGCCAUUUCAAAUCAUUCAGAAUUAUCAUGAUAGUUCCGUAAGUGGUGCUGUAUUCAUUCUUAACAAAACGUGCCGUUCGUCUCUGCACACUCUCAAUGUCCUUUAUCUGUUUUUGAAUGUGCUGGUCCCAUGUACAACAUCCAUACUCAAGAUGUGGUCUAACUAAAGCGAGAUAGGCUUGCUUUUUUACGUCUUCUGGACACUAAUUUAGGUUUCGUCUCAUAAAGCCAAGAGAUCUGUUGGCUUUGCCUAUAAUACCAGCAAAAUGAACAUCCCAAUUUAGACCACUGAGUAGUUCAACUCCAAGGUAUUUGCUGUGAUCUACAGCUUGCAAGGGUUAUGCGUGGAUGGUGUAUUGGUACUCAAAUGGAGAUUUUGAGCAUGAGACUCUUAGGAUGGUGGACUUUCUUGCAUUAAACUACAUUUGCCAUGCGUCUGCACAGCUUCAGUAAAGGGCUGGGGUGUUUUUUAGAAUAGCUCUUAAUAAUGGGUUAGUCACUGAGUUUCAGCAAGAAAAAGAAAACCCUUACCAAGGUACAAUAUAUUCCAGAGAUAGGUAACAAUGGUAUUUUUCUUUUGGCAGAUGCUGGAAAUGUAACACUUAGAACACAUAGUAUUAACGGAGCACAAGUUGAAGUGUCAUGCCAUCCGUUCACAGAAGAGAACUCUGAAUCACAGAUAAGUCAGGUCAGUCAUUGAGGUGCAUGGAAUCUCUUUUGAUAGCAGUUUGCAGCUUCUGUGCAUUUUCUUUUUAACAACAAAAGGAGGCAUCUGGAUUGUGACAAAGUUAAUCCAGGAGCUCAUGACAAAGGCUCCUGGUGAAUCAUAAGACUAUUAUGUUAAUCAUUGCUUGUCGUUAGAUCUUGUGCUUUAUUUGCCGGCGUAGCAAGCGUUUCCAAACGAGUUAUUGCGCCAAAGUUGAAGCGACAGCAAAACAAAAUGAAAGAAGGGGGAGGGUAGGGGAUAAGAGGUUUUCUUUUCUCCCCAUCUCCUCCCUUUUCAUUCCUGGCCUCUUUUUUGCUCUCAUCCCAACAUUCUUGACGAACUCCGGCGGAAACGCUUGCAACGCAGGCUAUGAGGCUAUUCGUUUUUUUUUCUUUCUUUCUUCUAUUUUUUCUCACACAAUUUUGUGGAAGAGUGUGGGACACUACAAUCAAACCUGUAUUUGACGGCCACUCUUGGCGAAUAGCUGAUCAACUGACCGCUUAAUACAGGUUUGACAAUUCUUAGGUUUGGUCACUGAAGAAAAAACGAAGAAAAUGAAGAUGGUAUCUAAGCCAAAUAUCCAUCACACAACUAAUUGAACUUAAACGCAUUAAUUUUUUUGAGUUGCGAUAAACUCAUCUUACACGAGUGAGGUAGGCAAUUUAGCUGAGGCCUUAAUGAAUAUACUUACUACGUUUAUUUUUCUCUGUUACCCAAAUUCAGACUCAGGCUGGUGUUGUUUUCAUUCGUGGACUGCCCAAGGAUACAACUGAAGAUGGCCUGUGUAACUAUUUGGAAAACACAAGGCGUUCAGGUGGAGGGCCAGUAGAGGAAUUAAAAAUCACUGGAAAUUCAGCUCGGGUCAAGUUUGAGUCAGCAGAAGGUAAGUAAAUCUUUUCCAAGGGCGGCAGAAACGCGAAUUAAAGAGGUUACAUGACGGUCUUUUUGAAAGCCUCUUCUGACUGCUUUACAAUGACACUAUUUGGUAACGAGUCCCAGUCUCUGAAUGAAUGUCUUAGAGUGGAAUUGCCUAAUGCCUGCCGCCUUUUAAGUAAUAUAUACGGUGGAACUUGUAUAGCUGAUAGACUAGAAACUACUUUACCAUCAUUGUGAGUCAGAAUUAUCAUGAUAGUUCCGUAAGUGGUGCUGUAUUCAUUCUUAACAAAACGUGCCGUUCGUCUCUGCACACUCUCAAUGUCCUUUAUCUGUUUUUGAAUGUGCUGGUCCCAUGUACAACAUCCAUACUCAAGAUGUGGUCUAACUAAAGCGAGAUAGGCUUGCUUUUUUACGUCUUCUGGACACUAAUUUAGGUUUCGUCUCAUAAAGCCAAGAGAUCUGUUGGCUUUGCCUAUAAUACCAGCAAAAUGAACAUCCCAAUUUAGACCACUGAGUAGUUCAACUCCAAGGUAUUUGCUGUGAUCUACAGCUUGCAAGGGUUAUGCGUGGAUGGUGUAUUGGUACUCAAAUGGAGAUUUUGAGCAUGAGACUCUUAGGAUGGUGGACUUUCUUGCAUUAAACUACAUUUGCCAUGCGUCUGCACAGCUUCAGUAAAGGGCUGGGGUGUUUUUUAGAAUAGCUCUUAAUAAUGGGUUAGUCACUGAGUUUCAGCAAGAAAAAGAAAACCCUUACCAAGGUACAAUAUAUUCCUGAGAUAGGUAACAAUGGUAUUUUUCUUUUGGCAGAUGCUGGAAAUGUAACACUUAGAACACAUAGUAUUAACGGAGCACAAGUUGAAGUGUCCUGCCAUCCGUUCACAGAAGAGAACUCUGAAUCACAGAUAAGUCAGGUCAGUCAUUGAGGUGCAUGGAAUCUCUUUUGAUAGCAGUUUGCAGCUUCUGUGCAUUUUCUUUUUAACAACAAAAGGAGGCAUCUGGAUUGUGACAAAGUUAAUCCAGGAGCUCAUGACAAAGGCUCCUGGCGAAUCAUAAGACUAUUAUGUUAAUCAUUGCUUGUCGUUAGAUCUUGUGCUUUAUUUGCCGGCGUAGCAAGCGUUUCCAAACGAGUUAUUGCGCCAAAGUUGAAGCGACAGCAAAACAAAAUGAAAGAAGGGGGAGGGUAGGGGAUAAGAGGUUUUCUUUUCUCCCUAUCUCCUCCCUUUUCAUUCCUGGCCUCUUUUUUGCUCUCAUCCCAACAUUCUUGACGAACUCCGGCGGAAACGCUUGCAACGCAGGCUAUGAGGCUAUUCGUUUUUUUUUCUUUCUUUCUUCUAUUUUUUCUCACACAAUUUUGUGGAAGAGUGUGGGACACUACAAUCAAACCUGUAUUUGACGGCCACUCUUGGCGAAUAGCUGAUCAACUGACCGCUUAAUACAGGUUUGACAAUUCUUAAGUUUGGUCACUGAAGAAAAAACGAAGAAAAUGAAGAUGGUAUCUAAGCCAAAUAUCCAUCACACAACUAAUUGAACUUAAACGCAUUAAUUUUUUUGAGUUGCGAUAAAUUCAUCUUACACGAGUGAGGUAGGCAAUUUAGCUGAGGCCUUAAUGAAUAUACUUACUACGUUUAUUUUUCUCUGUUACCCAAAUUCAGACUCAGGCUGGUGUUGUUUUCAUUCGUGGACUGCCCAAGGAUACAACUGAAGAUGGCCUGUGUAACUAUUUGGAAAACACAAGGCGUUCAGGUGGAGGGCCAGUAGAGGAAUUAAAAAUCACUGGAAAUUCAGCUCGGGUCAAGUUUGAGUCAGCAGAAGGUAGGUAAAUCUUUUCCAAGGGCGGCAGAAACGCGAAUUAUAGAUGGCACAUGACGGUCUUUUUGAAAGCCUCUUCUGACUGCUUUUCAAUGACACUAUUUGGUAACUAGUUCCAGUCUCUGAUUGUACUUGCAGUAAAACUGUGUUGGUAUUUGUUUUUUUUUUUUUCAGCAUCAACUUGAAUGAAUGAGUUAGGGUGGAAUUUCCUAAUGCCCUUUCGCCUUUUAAAUAAUAUAUACGGUGGAACUUGUAUAGCUGAUAGACUAGAAACUACUUUAAACAUCGUUGUGAGUCGUGUCACUUUCCUUCUUUUCUCGAGUGUUGGCCAUUUCAAAUCAUUCAGAAUUAUCAUGACAGUUCCGGGGGAGGUGCUAUAUUCAUUCUCAACAAAACGUGCCGCUCGUCUCUGCUCACCCUCAGUGUCCUUUAUCUGUUUUUGAAUGUGCUGGUCCCAUGUACAACAUCCAUACUCAAGCUGUGGUCUAACGAAAGCGAGAUAGGCUUGCUUUUUUACGUCUUCUGGACACUAAUUUAGGUUUCGUCUCAUAAAGCCAAGAGAUCUGUUGGCUUUGCCUAUAAUACCAGCAAAAUGAACAUCCCAAUUUAGACCACUGAGUAGUUCAAUUCCAAGGUAUUUGCUGUGAUCUACAGCUUGCAAGGGUUAUCCGUGGAUGGUGUAUUGGUACUCAAAUGGAGAUUUUGAGCAUGAGACUCUUAGGAUGGUGGACUUUCUUGCAUUAAACUACAUUUGCCAUGCGUCUGCACAGCUUCAGUAAAGGGCUGGGGUGUUUUUUAGAAUAGCUCCUAAUAAUGGGUUAGUCACUGAGUUUCAGCAAGAAAAAGAAAACCCUUACCAAGGUACAAUAUAUUCCAGAGAUAGGUAACAAUGGUAUUUUUUUCUUGGCAGAUGCUGGAAAUGUAACACUUAGAACACAUAGUAUUAACGGAGCACAAGUUGAAGUGUCAUGCCAUCCGUUCACAGAAGAGAACUCUGAAUCACAGAUAAGUCAGGUCAGUCAUUGAGGUGGAAUCUCUUUUGAUAGCAGUUUGCAGCUUCUGUGCAUUUUCUUUUUAACAACAAAAGGAGGCAUCUGGAUUGUGACAAAGUUAAUCCAGGAGCUCAUGACAAAGGCUCCUGGUGAAUCAUAAGACUAUUAUGUUAAUCAUUGCUUGUCGUUAGAUCUUGUGCUUUAUUUGCCGGCGUAGCAAGCGUUUCCAAACGAGUUAUUGCGCCAAAGUUGAAGCGACAGCAAAACAAAAUGAAAGAAGGGGGAGGGUAGGGGAUAAGAGGUUUUCUUUUCUCCCCAUCUCCUCCCUUUUCAUUCCUGGCCUCUUUUUUGCUCUCAUCCCAACAUUCUUGACGAACUCCGGCGGAAACGCUUGCAACGCAGGCUAUGAGGCUAUUCGUUUUUUUUCUUUCUUUCUUCUAUUUUUUUUCUCACACAAUUUUGUGGAAGAGUGUGGGACACUACAAUCAAACCUGUAUUUGACGGCCACUCUUGGCGAAUAGCUGAUCAACUGACCGCUUAAUACAGGUUUGACAAUUCUUAGGUUUGGUCACUGAAGAAAAAACGAAGAAAAUGAAGAUGGUAUCUAAGCCAAAUAUCCAUCACACAACUAAUUGAACUUAAACGCAUUAAUUUUUUUGAGUUGCGAUAAAUUCAUCUUACACGAGUGAGGUGGGCAAUUUAGCUGAGGCCUUAAUGAAUAUACUUACUACGUUUAUUUUUCUCUGUUACCCAAAUUCAGACUCAGGCUGGUGUUGUUUUCAUUCGUGGACUGCCCAAGGAUACAACUGAAGAUGGCCUGUGUAACUAUUUGGAAAACACAAGGCGUUCAGGUGGAGGGCCAGUAGAGGAAUUAAAAAUCACUGGAAAUUCAGCUCGGGUCAAGUUUGAGUCAGCAGAAGGUAGGUAAAUCUUUUCCAAGGGCGGCAGAAACGCGAAUUAUAGAUGGCACAUGACGGUCUUUUUGAAAGCCUCUUCUGACUGCUUUUCAAUGACACUAUUUGGUAACUAGUUCCAGUCUCUGAUUGUACUUGCAGUAAAACUGUGUUGGAAUUUGUGUUUUUUUUUCAGCAUCAACUUGAAUGAAUGAGUUAGGGUGGAAUUUCCUAAUGCCCUUUCGCCUUUUAAAUAAUACAUACGGUGGAACUUGUAUAGCUGAUAGACUAGAAACUACUUUAAACAUCGUUGUGAGUCGUGUCACUUUCCUUCUUUUCUCGAGUGUUGGCCAUUUCAAAUCAUUCAGAAUUAUCAUGACAGUUCCGGGGGAGGUGCUAUAUUCAUUCUCAACAAAACGUGCCGCUCGUCUCUGCUCACUCUCAAUGUCCUUUAUCUUGCUUUUGAAUGUGCUGGUCCCAUGUACAACAUCCAUACUCAAGCUGUGGUCUAACUAAAGCGAGAUAGGCUUGCUCUUUUUCGUCUUCUGGACACUAAUUUAGGUUUCGUCUCAUAAAGCCAAGAGAUCUGUUGGCUUUGCCUAUAAUACCAGCAAAAUGAACAUCCCAAUUUAGACCGCUGGGUAGUUCAAUUCCAAGGUAUUUGCUGUGAUCUACAGCUUGCAAGGGUUCUCCGUGGAUGGUGUAUUGGUAUUCAACUGGAGAUUUCGAUCAUGAGACUCUUAGGAUGGUGCACUUCUUUGCAUUAAACUACAUUUGUCAUGCGUCCGCCCAGCUUCAGUAAAGGGCUGGGGUGUUUUUAAGAAUAGCUCUUAAUAUUGGGUUAGUCACUGAGUUUUAGCGACAAAAACUAAACACUUACAAAGGUACAAUAUAUUCAAGAGAUAGGUAACAAUGGUAUUUUGCUUUUGGCAGAUGCUGGAAAUGUAACACUUAGAAAACAUAGUAUUAACGGAGCACAAGUUGAAGUGUCCUGCCAUCCGUUCACAGAAGAGAAUUCUGAAUCAAAUUCAAGUCAGGUCAGUCAUUGAGAUGGAAUCGUUUAAUAGCCAUUUGCAGCUUCUGUUCAUUUUCCUUUUAACAGCAAAAAGGAGGCAUCUGGAUUGUGACAAAGUUAAUCCAGGAGCUCAUGACAUAGGCGCCUGGUAAAUCAUAAGACUAUUAUCAUUGCUUGUCGUUAGAUCUUGUGCUUCAUUUGCAGGCGUAGCAAGCGUUUCCAAUAGAGUUAUUGCGCCAAAGUUGGAGCGACAGCAAAACAAAAUGAAAAAAGGAGGAGGGGGAAGGGAUAAGAGGUUUCCUUUUCUCCCCAUCUCCUCCUCCCUUUUCAUUCCUGGCCUCUUUUUUGCUCUCGUCCCAACAUUCUCGACGAACUCCCGCGGAAACGCUUGCUACGCAGGCUAUAUGGCUAUUCGUUUUUCUUUCUUUCUCUCUCUCUUUCUUUCUUUCUUUUUUUCUAUUUUUUUUUUCAACCAAUAAUUUCGCUACAAUCACUAAAAAAACUUGUAUUCAACGGGAACUCUUGGCUAAUAGCUGACUGACUUCUUAAUAGAAGUUUAACAAUUCCUAAGGUUGGUCACUGAAGAAAACACACACAAAAAUGAAGAUGGUAUCUACGCAAAAUAUCCAUCACAAGACCUAUUAAACUUAAAGACUGUUUCUACCUCUUCUUACCCCAAAAGAAAAGAAGUAAACAAACACUUAUAAACGGUAUGCAGUCCAUUUACUGCUCUUGUAUACAUUAAGUUUGGUACAUAUUGAAAAACUUAACCGGUUAAGGUGGCUCGGUGGGGUUUUUCACGGUCAAUACCUCCCAAGUAGCAACGAAAUGACGCCAUUACCCAUUUUACUUGCAGUCGUAGGCAUUUUGAUGUAGGCAUUUUAGCUAAGGGCUUUAUCUUUUCUCUGUUACCCAAAUUCAACCGCAGGCUAGUGUUGUUUUCAUUGGUGGACUCUCCGAGGAUACAACGGAAGAUGGCCUGUUGAACUAUUUGGAAAACACGAGGCGUUCAGGUGGAGGGCCAGUGGAGGAAUUAAAAAUCACUGGAAAGUCAGCUCGAGUCAAGUUUGAGUCAUCAGAAGGUAAGUACAUAUUUUGCAGGGACGGUAGAAACGCAAAUUAAGGAACACGUGACUUUAGAUACCAGAAAACAAGUUUGGAGUUCUAGAAAUAUUUCUCAGUCUAAUUCACAAACUGAAACUGCUUUUUAAAGGUAAAACAUGCCAGUAGCGAGAUGCAACAACACCGGAGAACUUAACAAAGGGAAAAGUAUGAAUAAAAUCCUGUUUUUUAGUUCCUGAAUAUAUGUCUCAUGACUUCACACAGCAUGAGCCUUUCAAUUUCGUGAUCAGCGUGGAGGGUCUUCCUAAGAAAAUUAAGACGUUAAAAGUUCAUAAAAAACAAAACAAACAAACAAAAUCCUCGUUUUGUUCAAAACGCAAUUUUAUUGAUGAGAAGCAGUUCUUAUAGUGUACAACACAUUUGAUCAUUUAGCGGAGAAUCAUCUACGCAAAAUAAAGUUGGUUACCUUUCCUGCUACACAACUAACAUUUUAAGCUUGUGUGCUGAGACUAACAAAGCUUCUGUAAAAGGCUUGAACCUUCUUUUUUUGUAUAGUUGUAAUGGUUUAAUUAAUGAGUUUCAGCAAGAAAAGGUACACAGGUAUCAGGUAAACUAUAUUAAAGAGAUAAGUAACGAUGGCACUGUUCAUUUGGCAGAUGCUAGAAAUGUAACACUUCGAACACAUCGUGUUAACGGAGCACUAGUUGAGGUGUCAUGCAAUCCGUUCACAGAAGACUCUGAAUCACAGUCAAAUCAGGUCAGUCAUUAAGGAGGAAUCUCUUGUGAAAGCAGUUGUAGAGACUUCAUAAUUGCCCCUAAAGAUCCUAAAGGAUCGGUGUUAAGGGUAUAGAUGGACCAGGUUAUUGAAAACUCUCAAUACGCAGCUUCUGUGUAUUUUCCUUUUGACAACAUAAAGAAGCAUCUGGAUUGUGACUAUGGAAGUUAGUCACUUCACUAAUUACAUGAACCGGCGCGGCAAGCUGUUCCAGUCGAACUAUUAAGGGAAAGUUGGAGCGAGAGCAAAAACAAACACAAAUGGAAGAAGGGUGAUGGGAGAAGAGGUUUCCUGUCCUCCUCUCCUCCUCCCCCUUCAUUCCUCUUUUUUGCUCUCGUCCUUGGAAAUGGCUAUGGCUAUUCGUUUUUCUUUUUUUCCUUUUUUGUUGUUUCGUUGUUCUUUUUUAUGUUUUGGUAUAAUUUUGUGGAAGGGUGCGGUACGCUACAAUCAAACCUGUAUGUUUAACGGUCACUCUUGGCGAAUAGCUAACUGACCGCUUAAAUAGCUUUGACAAUCCUAAAGGUUAAUCACUAAAGAAACUGAAGAUGGCAACUAAGCAAAAUAUCCAUCACACAACAAAUUAACCUUAUAAGUGUAAAUUUCUACCUCAGUCUACCUCAGUCUGAGCUAACAACCACUACACGCCAUGCAGUCUAUAUAUUUCACUAACAUAGCUUGGUACAUAUUGACAAAGUGAUCGUUUAAUAGAGGUAACGACAAUUAAAACAGACUUUUUGGGGCCGCGGAAAAGGUGAUAAGUAUGAUUUCCGGGACUUUUGACUUUAACACGUGGAAGAUUAUAAAGGUCGCACAUUUUUUAAAACCUUAUAAGUUAAGGUUUAAGUAAAGAGGGCCUACCAUCAAAAGUCAAGAGAAGUAAAUCAUCUGUUGAUUACGAUACGACACUUCUGUUAUGCGAUAACGUGACCACAAAGUCACGUACAUAAAUUCAAAGAACACUGUAUGAUUUUCCAAUUUUCGCCGUAACUCGUGCCUAAUGGAGAAAACAGGGGUGGGCUAAAAGGUAUAGAACUGAACUUCAGGGUCUCUUCCCUUGUUACUUCAUGCUCACGAGGAAACUUACUAACCUAUACAUGAAUUUUAAUUAGCGGUAAGGUCUUUCCCGGUUGAGUUUGGACUAUUGAGGUGCAAUAAAAUUAAUUCAUCUUACUCGAGUGAGGUAGACAAUUUAGCUGGGGGCUUAACGAAUGUUCGUAACUGCGUAUUGCGUCUACUUUUUCUGUCACCCAUAGAUUCACCCUCAGGGUAGUGUUGUUUUCAUCCGUGGACUCUCCGAUAAUACAACUAAAGAUGGCCUGUGGAACUAUUUGGAAAACACGAGGCGUUCAGGUGGAGGGCCAGUGGAAGAAUUGGAAAUAACUGGAAAUUCAGCAAGAGUCAAGUUUGAGUCAUCAGAAGGUAAUCACACCUUUUGCAAGGACGGUAGAAACGUGAAUUAAGGAAGACGUGACUUAAGAUACAAGUAAACAAGUUUAGAGUUCUAGAAAUAUUCUUGUAAUUCACAAACUGAAAUUAAACUGCUGUUAAAAGGUAAAACACGUCAGUAAGAUGCCUUGCAGUGCGAUGCAAGAACAAUAGCGACCUUAAGAAAGGGAUAAGUAUGAAUAAAACCCUGUUUUUCAGAUCCUGAAUUUAUGUCUCUUGAAGUCACACAAGAGCAUGUCAAUUUUGUGAUCAGCGUGGAGGUUAAAAUGUACUUUAUUCAAAGCCACUCUCGGUAACUAGUAUUAGAGUUUCGAAAAUCAACAUCGCAUUUGAUCAUUCAGCCAAGAAUGUCUACGCAAAGUCGUUUACGUUUCUUGCUACCCUUUAUAAAGGUUUAGAGGUCCUGGUAAUAAAGAUUGUGUAACAGGUAUCUAGAAAGUUUAAGUGAUAAGGAAAACGCAUUUGUAGGAAAUAAGUAAUUUUGGAUGAGUAGAAGGAGUUGUGUCACGAAAUUUAUCAACAUUCAAACAGUGGAAAUUUUCCACUAAAUUGAGUGAAAUAUAAAAUAACUGCUCAAAAAGUUAGAAGAAGGGAUUAAAUGAUACUAAAAAUCGAAACGGAUGUGCGGAUGGACAAACUUGAAGAAGAUUUAAACGGAUUGUAUUUACGGUUUUUGAACUUGUUAGCCUAUCAGUUUUCCAAAGUUCUCUUUUGGUGUUCGUAACGUUUUAAUAUAAUGCCAUGGGAGACAUACUAGUAUGACAGGAGGCUGUGAUUUUUUCAUUCACUAAUGAUUCCUUAAGUUUCGUAGCUAAAAAGUACAUGUAAUUGGGAUUAUAAGCAAAAUGAACUAGCCAACAAUGACACAACCCCUUUUAGCAAAAGGCAAUAAAAAUUACAUUUCUUUCUUGGUAGUUGCUAGAGAAGUGACUCUCAGAACACACACAGUCAACGGAGUACAAGUUGAGAUGUCAUCCCAUCCGUUCACCGAGGAAAACUCUCAAUUGUCGCCAAGUCAGGUCAGACACUAAACUGAAAUCUCUUGUAAAGCAGUAAUGACUCCAUGAUUGCCUUAACUUGGUUUCCAGGCCAAGGGUAAUAAUGGGUCAGGGUUUUGAAAGGUUUCGGGUUACUCACAGUAGCAAUCUGUUUUAGAAACAGAGCUGACUCUUCUGAGUAUGAAGUAAAAUGUUCCACCACGUGAAAAGAGGAAGGGUUCGGGACAGGAAACUCCCUGGCCUCUAUUCUUUAAUAAUAAACCCUUCUGACAUACAAUGCUCCAAAAUUAAGGCAAUUAUAAAUUAAUCAUUAAUUUUCAAGGUGUUGCCAGUAGCUCAUCUGAAUGGCUAUAGGGUUUUUCCUAGUUUUCCUAGGAUUUGCUUUUGGCCAAUGCAACGCAUAUCAUCAAGCCUUAAGGUUUAACAUUUUGAUUCAAUAGAUAUAAUCACUUAACCCUCGGACGUACCAGGUGGGUGGUUGCCAAACAACCCCCCCCACCCCAUCUGAGGUUUUUCGGAGUCUUUUGUCCUAGACGAUAAAAUAUUAGCACCUGACGUUUUCAAUAGCUGUUAGCUUAUCCCUCGCACGCAUUUUGAGACCAGUUUACUGAUGGUCAGUUGCUAUGGUUACGAGACGUGACGUCAGAAGUAGCCGAUUGUCAAGCCAUUUUAGAGUGAAAACUUGUUUCAAUAAUAAAUGUAAAGAUUGUGGAUCAACUGAUGCAAAAUGCUUAUUCAUGUGUUAUUUUAUAUAUCAAGCACAAAAAAUUACCAUUUCUUGCGGUUUUAACCUGAUUUCUAAUUCUUGGUAAAAUCCAAGGAGGGGGUCCGUCAAGCGCCCCUUAUACCACGGUGGGGGUGUGAAUUUGCGCGUACGUCCGAGGGUUAGUCGACCAGAGUCCGUAAGGUAGAUGAUUUAGCUGAAACGAAUAUGUCUCAACCUCGUUUAUAUGUUCAGUCCAGUGUUGUUUUCAUCCGUGGAUUCUCAGAGGGUACAACUGAAGACGACCUGUUGAACUAUUUGGAAAACACAAGGCGUUCAGGUGGCGGGCCAGUGGAGGAAGUCAAAAUCACUGGAGAUACAGCAAGAGUCAAGUUUGAGUCAGCAGAAGGUAAUUUCACCUUUUGAUUUUAAAAAUUACUGGAAGAUCAUAACUAUUAAGGACACAAAUAAUUACUUUGGUUUCACUGAUAUAAAAUUACAUCGUCUUUAUUUCAUUGAGGAAACAAUCCUUUACUUGGGCAUAAAGGCAAACAUUUGCCUCGACUUUAAAAAAUCGCUCUUCUCAUUGUCGACUAUCGUACAAUAUUGACUUUUGCUAAAAAUUUGUGUGUAAAAAAACUUAUUAAUAAAUGCUUCUUUUAAAGAAAAAUAUUCCUAGGAUAUAAGUGACUUUGGGUGGAUUCAGAGAGUUAUUACUUUGUGCUCCAAAUUGGGAGGUUCUGUUGCUACAUUGGCCAAAUUAAGCAAUUUUAGGCCUUGUUGAGAACCAAUCAGAUUCUAAACGAGUAUAGGAUGAGAUUUUUGUGGUAUCCAGAAUAAAGGUCGAGGAAGUGUUAUUAGCAGAGCCGAAGGCGGAGGCCGAUAACGCCAACCAAGACCUUGAUUAUUCGGGAUAUCACAGAAAAAAAACGAAUCUAAUAAUUGUUUUAUUAUACAUUGUAUUGAAGAAAAAUAAGGACAAACAGAGCAUCGCAUGGAACACAGCCGUUGACAUUUCUCUUUGAAAUCAUACUCGCGCAACCUACAGAUUAGUCACUGAUCCUCUAGCUAUAACUAACUAAUUUGUAGGUUGCGCUGAUUUCCAAAAAUUAACUGUAGGCUCUUAGCCAAUAUGAAGACAGAUAGUGAGUACCAUGUAUAAUAAUAACAGAUAUCUAUCAAGUUUCAUUGAGGGCAGCAACCAAUAACAUGGAACGAUAUUGUCUUCUUCUCUCGGCAGAUGCUAGAAAUGUGACUCUCAGAAAACAUACUAUUAAUGGUGCACAAGUUGAGGUGUCGUACCAUCCGUCCACUAGUGAGGAACCUGAAUUACAGGUUGGUCACUGAGAUAAAAUCUGCGGCUCACAAGAAGUCGUAGCCCGGGAAAAAUAGUAAUGGGCUUGGAAGAGAACAUUUUAAUGUACUAUAGAGCUACAUGUAAAUUGAAUGUUUAAUGCGGAGUAAGCAAAUUAAUGAAUCAAUAUUUUAAACUUAAACGGUUGUAGUUGUUUGUAAAAUGAGGUUUUCUCUUCUUGCGUCGAUAGAUUUUCGUAAUUGCUGGUAUCUCGGAAUACACCCCUUGGAGCUCUUUAAUUCAGCUUUUCUCGUUUAUCAGAGUCGCUUUUAAGACAAAAAGUGUGCCAUACAGUGGAGCAAUAAUUAAGCCACGAAAGAAUACAGCGGGUUUUUAACUCAAAAAGCUUAGAGUCACAACUAAGGAAUAAGACGUGUAUAUAUUUUUAUCAAGUUCUUUGUCAACCGCUUUAAACUUCGAUCUGUAGAUGAAGAUCUUCGAGAAGCAAGACCAAAACUUUGAAACCUUUAAAUCUGAACUUAUAACUUUAUAAAAUCAAAUCAGUAUACAAAAAGAGGUCAUGCACGAGGCACCCAUGACUUCAUCUCUGCUUUGAUAAAGCCACUGAUGCAUCUGUCUUGUGCCAAAGUGAAUCAUCAGAUCGGCAAUUUUGUACGACUGGCAUAGGUCUCUCGUCCUCGUGUAGCUUCGAGUGUUUCCCAGGUUAUCAUAACUCAGAUCGAGUCAUUAAAAAUCUGUGUUCUUUUUUAUUAUGCAGUAGACGGGUUGUAAUUAUGUUUACUGGUCUUACACCUAAGGAGAAAUAACGAUUUCACUGCGUUGAGUUGUUACCUUCACUUGCAGUCCAGUGUUGUUCUCAUCCGUGGACUCUCCAAGAAUACAACUGAGGACGGUCUAUUGAACUACUUGGAAAACACGAGGCGUUCGGGUGGCGGGCCAGUUAAGGAACUGAAAAUCAACGGAAAUUCAGCAAGAGUCGAGUUUGAAUCAUCAGAAGGUAAUUUGAAACACACAAUUUCCAACAAUUUAAGACAGUUUUAUUGCCCGAGAUGAGACUACUUUAAAGGUACCUUCAUAACUGAAGCUUCAAACUGUAAUUGUAACCGACGAUACUGAAAAAAACAGCAGCAACGAUGUAGAGAGAGUCAUAAACUCAAUUUAUAAAGAAAAAAUAGUAUUCUAAAAGGCAACAGCUUUAUUUGUGGCAGUGCGUAAUUUAAACACAAUUUGCUUGGUGAACUAAUUUAAAUUUCAAAUCGUAACUCAACAAUAUUUUAUAAUUUAUCAAGGUACAGAGAGAACGAAUUUUAUUUCUGUAAAAUCACAGUUGUUUUUCGUUUUGUUUUUUUUUGUCUUUUAUAUUAAAGUAGUCACUAAAACUUUUUCUUGCUGCUGAUAAUAACUUUAUGGAUGUGUCAAUUGACCACCAAAACCUCAACAUAAAAUCAUGUUGUUCUAGUGGCCAAACGUGUUGUUGAAAAAGACAAGCACAUUUUGAAUGGAGCUAAUCUCGAAGUCACCAAAGAGAUGGCUGAAAAACACAAGGAAGCUGCGAAGACCAUCAUGAUCACUUGCCUUGCAGCGAAAACCACUGAAGACUCCCUUUGGAACUACUUUGAAAACAAGCGGCGAUCUGGUGGUGGAGCGGUAGAAAGUGUAACUAUUCAACGUGACACAGGCACGGCUUUUGUGACCUUCGAGGAUGCAAAUGGUAAGUCAUUGUGUACCCUGCUCAAAGACCGCAGUUAGCCAGGAAGAGCGAAAACAGGAAAAAAGAAACAAAAAAACAUUGUGUGGAAUUGAAAAGUUGUGAAACUGCAGUUAUAGGGUCAUGAAGAAACUAUUGGGCGCGUCUGCAUUUCGAACCUACUUUGAAAUGUUUUCAUCGAUUCAUGCAUUUUAAACCACCUUAAUUUCCUCAUUUGUUGGUUUUGUCACUCAUUGGCUUUCUUCUGUUCAACCCUCAGAUGUGCUCUCCACCCUCUUAACAAUUUUCCCCAGGAUUUUUGUCAAAAUGUCUUUAAACCAGACCUUUCUCUCUUCAGGAGCUAGUCAUUUUUUUUUCCUCAAACACAUUUUGCACACGUAAAAAUUGGGGUUUUUAGAUUUUUAUCAAAAUCCAAACUGGCGACCAUCCUGAUGGAUGUCACAGGUCCAGCCUCAGCAGCGCCAUAAACAGUUGCGUUUUAGAACCCCUUCUGUGCGGAAUUCCUUUCAUAACAGACCGUUUUCUUUUUGACUAAAACUAAAAUUGUCUUUAAAUUGUCCCGCUUUUAAAUUAACCACAACGAACAAUAUAAAAACAACGGUCCUGAUGGAUCCACAACGAACACGCCAUAAACAGUUGCGUUUUACAACCCCUUCUGACGACCUUUCAUAACAGACCGUUUUUUUUUCAAAAUUGUCAUUUAAAUUAACCUGUCAGAGACAACCCCACAACGUCUUGAAGAACGACCUGGUCCUGUUUCAACAUCAGAUCACCUGUCAACAGAAGAAAGGUCCAGUCUUUCCAGUCUUUCUGGCUGACAUCCUCAAAUCAAACGACAGUGUAAAGGAAAUUCCUGACUCCUCCUCCCCAAACACACCUUACCGUAAGAGUUAAGAGUUUUUUAACAAUCUUUCUUAAAGGCACAUCGUCUGACUGAGUCAGACCCUUCCAAAAUUUCACCCUGUUGAAACCUGAAUUGGAGAAAGAAGUGAGCAAUUGAAGUAAUUACGGUACACGUUCUGUAUUCACUACCCAAAAGUAAAAAAAAUCUGACAGCCAAUCUUUCGAUUUCUUCACUUCUAGUUCUGAAGACUGUGUUACAAAGUGAACAGCAUUGCUUGGACGGAGCUUCCCUGGUAGUUAAAGUAAGCGUCCAGGCAGCUGAGCAGACUGACCAAGAAGAUAUGGAAGAAUCUCGAACCAUUGAAUUAAAUGGAAUUGCUCCGACAACAACCGAAGAUUCUAUCAGAAACUUUUUUGAAAACACUCGGCGAUCCGGCGGCGGAGAUAUAGAUACGGUGGAAUUCAAUCCUGAAAAAGGAUUUGCUGUCAUAACGUUUAAGUCAGCUGAAAGUGAGUUUGUUGAUAUCCCCAACUAGGGCCUAUUAGAAAAAAUUAUUAGUCUAUUUUCUUUUUUUUUUCUUCUCUAUCCCUAUUGAUCAACCAGAAACGAGGUGCAAUCGGUUUUUAUACGAUAGGCGAAAACGUUCAUAAAGAAGAAAACGGGACCUGAUUUCCUUCGUUAUUUUCUACGCUACAUCCAUUGGACAACCUAGUCAUCCCGCCCCUACAACACAGCUCAAUGUCUGGAAAAGAAAAUAAGCUACUCACGAUGGUUAAAAAAUCCCUGUGCUAUUUUUUUAAGAGGUGUUCGACGAACAAUAUGAAUAAAAAGCUUCUAAAGACAAGGAGUUCUGGCUUUUGUACGUCCGUGGUCUAACAUUAUCACUCACUUAGUUAGUUGUUCCCCAGUCGUCUAUAAUUCGUAAUUCCCUAUCCUUCAAGAUAGACAUGCAUUUCUGUAAAAUUUGUUCAUUAACAAUUUUUUAAUGUUAUAUUUAAGGUGCACAACGAGUUUUGAAUAAAGAAAAUCUCACCCUUGACAAAGCAAAGCUGACGGUCACGCUGCGCAAACCAACCAAGAAACUGCCAGUUGAUACUAAGAGGCUUUUUGUGAAAGGUUUGAGUGAAAAAACUACCAGGGACGGCUUAGAGUCAUUCAUGGAAGUAGCAAGUGGACUGGAAGUAUCAGAUAUACAAUUUGGAGAGCAAGGCUGUGCACUAGUUGAAUUCAAGGAAACAUAUAGUACGUUAGUUUAUUUAGUUUAAUAAUCAGUUACUGGAUGAGGCUGAGUAUGAUGUAACUGAUUGAAAAUACACGUUUUCGCUUAAAAAGUAUAAACCAUGAAUGAUGAGGCUUCAAGGAUUUAUAAGUAUACGUUCAUUAGCAACGCAAAUUCAAAGUUCGAGCUUCUCGUGCGUCUGCAAAUCCCUAAUAGAGUACUUUGUGCGGCAUGUCGUUGUCUUUUUACGUUUUCCAAGAUGACAGCUUUUGUGUCCUAUCUUAUGAUUUUCAUAUGGCAGCGCUCUUUAACUAUAGAGAUCCCUGAAAUGCCCUGCACAGGUGAAAUUAUGGGCUUAUAUCCAAGAAAACUGGAAACCGUUCGACCAUUUUUGGAAUGCAUCAUCGGAAAUUAAAAGCUUCGAUAAUGUAGACGUUUCUGGAAAGAACAUUAAAUUUGCAAUGCUAAUAAAUUUCUACAUUAGGCCUGAUCGUUCAUGGCUAAUACUUUUCAAGUGACGACGUUUUUUUCAAUCGGGUGUAUAAAACAUUAUGUAGAUCAAGGAAGGUGGGAUCGUCCGAGGUGGAUAGUACUCUCAGAGAUUUGAAAUUAAACAUUUCCAACUUCAGCAAAACGUCUGUUCCUCGGCAGGUUCAGGCUAUGCUGGGAUGUUUAUUCUUGAAGACAUUGUGUUAAAUAGCAGUUGUCAUCCGUUCAGUGUUUUUGCUUUUGUUUUGUUCUUGGUGGUGGCUUUUUUGCUAUUCCCGUGCUGUUUUUAGCUAGCAGUUGAGCUAUUUCUUCUUCGUAUAACGUAUGAAAUCCUCUACCAUUUUUUCCACAUUUGUUUAUAUUAAUAGAGCUGACGUCAAUCGUAUUCAUAUCGUUAAAUAUCUUUCAAAUUCGGUCAAUUCUGCCCGGUUCUAAAUAAAUAUCCGGGGAAAUUUAGCUAAUCAGAAACCGAGAAAUAUUUUCAAUGAAUAAUUACCAAUCUUAAAACACAAAAGAAAAAUUAACAAUUAAUGAAUGAGGCUGAGUAUAAUAAGAAGAAUUAUGGAUCCCGGAGAUCGAGGAGCGUGUUAUCAGUCGAGGCCGUAGGUCGAGGCGGAUAACACCCUCCGAGAUCUCCAUAAUUCUUCACAUGAUACGAAAGCCGAAUUCAAUAAUUGUUUUAUUAUUCAUUCAAAAUAAUUCCUAGUUCUGAAAACACUUUUGACGUCAUCGGUUCAUUAAUCGCAAAACUCUUCCAAAUUUGGCCAUCAGUAGCUGGUUAUGGUGAGUUAUCGUGUGCUCUUAGCCAAUCAGAAUCGGGGGAAUAUUGUGAAUGAAUAAUAAUUAACAAUUAUUGGACGAGAUUGAGCAAAAUAUCGUGAUUUGUCUGUGGCGAGCAGAUCAAUUAUUAAUGAUGAUUUUUAACUCAUCUACUGUGCCAAAGAGUACAAUUUUGGUGAGCAAAUGACAAAACGGCCGUUGUGUUUUCUUGCCGACAAAUAGAAUUUUUGAAGGUAUUUGUUUAGCUCUUGCGGGGAACUUUCUUUAGUAAAGGAUUUGUGAAUUCUCUGUGUAUUUGAAACCAUUCAGUAAAAAUAAACUAUUAAUUUUGAUUUUAAGCUUAUUCCUGAACAUGUCAGCUAAAUAAAGUAAGGCAAGACUUAAUUUACAUUUGUAAACAAAAAAAACUUUUUCAUCGAUAAAUUCAAGUCAAACACAAAGCUUUACCUGUUAAAACUUCCAAAACCGAAUUUCUUCACAUUCUUCGUGUAUUUUGGAAACAGCUUGUUUGGUUACUUGUAAAAUUUCUUUGCUUGUUACGGCAGCAAACCGGGAAGCCAUUUUGCUGUUUGUCGUCGUCCGCUCAGCGGAGGUGGAUGUGAAUCAGUGCAUAGCACUGGAUAUCCCGAGUUUGAGUCGCCAAUCAGAGCACGCGAAAAACACUAUCCACUGUUAUAGUACACAUAUGUUAGAUAUUAUUCUGAAGAAAAAGGUACAACCUCUUCUUUCUUCUUUCUCGAGCCCUAUGCACCCUCUCCCAAGGAAACAACGUCUUCGUAGACUGGUCAACAGAGGCCUAGCUAGCUGGUCCUGUUUUAAUGAAAACAAUUUUUGUAGAAAAAUAUCUUACGAAAAUAAUAGAGGAUUCCAAAACCAAGAAAAGGAAGGUAUUGCAAAAUAUGAAAUAUUCCCUCUUAUAAAACGAUUAGCCUAAUCUCUGAGCAUAAUGUAGUUAGAUGAUGUUAUGAGAACAAGUUCAAGUCACGCUGCCUUUUUCUUGAGAAAACUACAAAGAACAACUUUACACCCAAGACAAAUAAGAAGAGUACAAAAUGAUAAUUAUGCCACAGUCAUCAGCCUAACAUUAAAUAAGGAGAAUCUGGUCACAUAAUUAACCGAUGGUAUUCUUUCACACUUUCAGGCUACGACACUAUUACCCAGAAAGUUGCAAAGAGACCUCUUGAUGGCAAUACUCUGGCAGUAGAGCAAGUGCCUGUUUGUCACUGCGUGGAAGUAACAGGGUUGAACAGGGAAAACACGACCGAGGAUGCCCUUCGUUACUACUUUGAAAGUCCUAAGAGCGGUGGCGGUGAAGUCAGCAGAGUAGAACUGGAUAUAAAGAAUGGCUGGGCUUUAGUUUCCUUCGAGAACCCAGAGGGUAUGUAGCGUCGCGCUAAAAGGAAAUUCAUUGUAGUCCUUUUCAGAGCGGAGAUAUCUUUCUUAGCCUGUCACCAAUUGACUUGUAGCUUGUAGGAAAUCGAAGUAAGGCGUUGUUAUGUUUCUUGUUUUUUUGCAGUUGUUAAUGCCGUUGUUGCCAAGGAGCAUACACUCGACAGAGCGCGGCUGGAAGUUAAGUGCCACAACCCUGUCCUUGGCAAGCCAGCCUCUCUACCUGAUCCUCUUGAGCUUGACAAACAAAUUCAGGUGGAAGGACAAGUCAUGCAGUUUAUUUUUGAACGUCAUAAAACUGAUUUUGCCCAACUCCAAGAUAAACAUGGUGUCAAAGUACGCUGGGAAAAUGGUUCCAACAAUAUAACUGUCAACAACUUGGGAACUGAAACAUCUGAAGAUGAUUUUGAACAUGCGUGUAAAGAAAUUGUAUCUUUUGUCGCUGCGUUUCAGACAUACACCAUGCACGUGACGGCAGAAGCCUGGCAGGCCGUUGUCGAGCAUCUCAAGCAAAGCACCUUGAACGACAGCAUGAGCGUGGAGUUCCUGGAUGAGCAGUGCAAAAUUCUUUUAAGCGGGAAAAGGAAAGACGUUGAGAAUUUAAGUGGCGAAUUGAGUGAUUUGAAGAGCGAGGUAGAGAAGCAAUUAGCACUGGAAGCAUCAAAAAAAACAAUCACAGUUGGAGAAGUUCCGCGACAGCCCCUAGCGUUCUUGAAUGACUUCAACUUUCACAAAACACUCGAAGUCAAAUAUGAAAACACAAAAGUGGACAUUUUUGUGGACAAACACGAAGUCCAUAUUGGAGGGCCUUCUCAUGUCGUUGAAAAGGCAAGAGCGGAUGUGUGGCAGGCAAUUUCUAGCGUAAAGAUAAUAACCCUCGAAAUGUCUCAAAAUGCGAUUGAAGUUCUUAAAGGUAAAGCUUGUCAGUCAUUCAUUGAAGAGCGAUUUAAAGCCAACAAUUUGCCAGCCCUUGUAGCCUUUGGUGUUGAAGAGGAAGAAAUACCGCCUAACGCUGCAGCCGUCGUAGGGAUGAGUUCUGAGAUAGCUCAAAAGGCGUCCUGCUUAGUGAAAGCGAUGAUUGUCGAAGAAUGCCUUGUCUUAGAAGAUGGUCAGCUUCAGAUAGAAAAAAGUGAAAAAUGGCGCCUUUUUAGGGAUGAGCUAAUUGAAAAUCACAUUCUUAGCAUCAUGUUUGAUAGAAACAGUAAGAGGUUACAACUUGCGGGGGAAAAGAGGGAUGUUUCCAUUGCAUUGAAAAGUGUCACACGGUUCCUAAACGAGAACACAAUUAUCAGCAAAGUUUUGGAACUUCCCAUGGGCUGUAGGCGGUUUCUGGCGAAGCACCGGGAAAUUAAGCUUCGCCAGAUACAGGAAGAAUUAAACAAGAAUUCUACGAUCGUUAAGGGGAUUGCUGAAUGUGACGAAGAUGGUGUCACAGUUACUGGAACAAGCGAUGGAGUUGAAAGGGGAAUGAAAAUGAUCCAAGAUUUAACUUCAACUGUUGAGAGAAAGAAGAUACCUCUUAACAAACCUGGAAUGCGAAAAAACCUUAAUCGAAGUAAAGGAAAGAAACUGUUGGCCCUAGUGGAAAGCGAAAGCAAGUGCGUGAUUGAGUAUUUUGAUGCCGAGCAAGACUUCCCGUCAAGUAGCGUUAACGAAGAAGGAAACAAAGACGCAAAGAAAUUGAAGAAGGAUUACGAGUGUAGCUUCCAAACACCAGAGGGUAGAACCAUCAAGGUGUUCAAGGACAACAUCUGCGAUCGUAACGUGGAUGUUAUUGUUAAUUCAGCCAACGAAAAUCUCCAACACAACUCGACUGGUGUCGCAAAAGCUAUACUUGAUGCUGGUGGAGAAGCCAUCCAGGAAGAAUGUGACAAGUUAUUCAAAGAACAAGGUCUCAUUUUGGAGGGUCAAGUUGUCGCUACGACUGCCGGAAAGUUACCUUUCAAGAAAGUCAUUCAUGCAGUGGGGCCAUUUUGGAGAGAGGAAGCAGCGCGACAAAAGUCAAUGAGAAAAACUCCAAAGGAGGAAAAGUUACUUCACUAUGCAGUGACUAAUGCCUUGGAGGCUGCAAAACAUUUCAGAUCAAUAGCCUUCCCUGCUAUAAGCACAGGGUCCUAUGAAUUUCCACGUGACCUGUGCGCAAACAUUAUGGUCGAUGCAACAUUGGAGUUUUUUAAAAAAAACCCAGGCUGCCGGUUGUCCGAAAUUCAGUUUACUAGUAUUGACGAUGCGGCUGUCAAAGCUUUUGUUACCGAGAUGACAACCAGGUUUGGGGAAGAUCCCAAUUUUCAACAUUCUUCGAAAGGGAAAGUCGCAUCAGAAGUAAGUGGCGAAGUAAAACGCAAAAGCAGGAAAGAGAAAAAGGCAAACCCUUCAACGCCAUUAGCUGUCUCGGAUAAUACCCCUAAAAAAACUCAAUCAAAUGAGAUGAUGUCGGCAGAAGGUUUAAAAGUGGUUGUUGUCCCUGGUGACAUGACUCGCGAAGAGGUGAGUCAUUGCACCCUACUUUAUUUAAACGGCAUCUGUGAAAUUCACAGCUCCUCUCUGUAAAGUGUUCCUAAAGGUUUAACGACAAAGUUGGACUACUUAAGGGGAAAAAAGAAAAUGGAUACUUGCAAAUGACCCAGAAGUAAUUUUGAAAUCACAGACCUUUUAAGAGGGGGGAGGUACAGGACGGUAAAUCUCCCUCCUCCCUACUUUUUCAGCCAAUUUCUCCCUCCUCCCUAUUAUGUACCUCCCCCCUCUUUUGAUAAACAUUCAGCUUAACUGAGAGUUGGUACUGAAUAAUCACCAGUGAACAGACAGACAUCGCUGCUACGAUUACUGCAAAACAUAAAUUGCUGGUUAGAAGAAGAAGUGCUUCAUCUGGUAACCUAAGACACCGAAUAGGGUUGAAAAAACGAGAAAAUGACGUUUGACUAUAGCUUUUCAAAUUAUCCAUAAUUAUUAUUCGCAACAUUGUAUGGUAAUUAUAGUAUCCGAUAUCCAUCGUGAUUUCUUAUCUUCUUUUCAUGAAAAAUGUUGAAAGAGAAGAAUACUCAAUUUUAAGAAGAAAACCGCUGAUUUUAUCGCAGUUGCUUAUUCCCAGUUAACUAGAUUGUAGUCUUGCUUUUUAUCUGGGUUGCAUUUAGCACGCCCCAUUCACGCCGGCAAUUACGACUUUUUAGUUGGCAACAGCUUUACACAAUUGAGAUAAAUGAUGAUUGAGUAAUGAUGUUUUAUUGUUUCCUUAAUAGGUUGACGCCAUCGUAAACUCUACCUCCUCAGACCUAGAUCUCAGUAGAAACGCAAGUUCGAAAGCUCUGAGUGACGCGGCUGGUCCUACGCUUCAGCAGGAAUGUAAAACAAUUGGUAAAGUAGAAACUGGUAAUAUUGAGGUGACCAGCGGAGGAAAUCUGGGAUGCAAGCAUGUAUUCCACACUUCGUGUGCUGGGUGGGAAAAUGGAAAGGGUGAACAGGUACAGUAUUUUUUAACCUCUAAAAGUCAUUCAUAAUGCCAGAUUUCGUUUUAUGUAAUGCCCCAAUUUAUGUUUACAAUAUACUUGCUAUAAAUGUUUUAUCCAGAUUUUAGUAAAUGAGAGAAACUCAGUCUAUACUUGUCCAAACAAAGCUGUAUGAAUAAAUAAAUAUAUAGGAUUAAAACAUUUUACAACAAGGAUUCACAGUGGGAGAGGGGGAACUUUGUUGUGUAAAGUGCAAAAUAUACUUCUUUCUUUUCAGGAGCUGCUAUAUAUUCAGACGCCAUUUUCUCAGUGUGUCAUAUGACAACUACCUACACAAACAGUCUAUUCGGUAUAUUAACGCUUUACCAUUUGUCAUUUCAGGUAUUGAGCGAUAUCCUACAGAAGAGCUUGAUGGAAGCACAGAAAAGAAAUCUUUUAAGUAUUGCCAUACCUGCCAUUGGAACUGGAAACCUUCAGUUUCCUCGCGAUCGAGUUGCUGCUAUUUCCUUUGAUGAGGUACUGACAUUUAGUAAAAACAAUCCAAGUAGUUGCGUGAAAGAGGUCCACUUGGUUGUUUAUGACCAAGACUUGCCCUCAGUUCAAGCCUUCCAGACUGAGCUGCAAAGUCGCAAAGGAAACUCUUCCCACACAGUAACACCGGCAACGACGGUAAGUGGAAAGAAAAAACCCAAAAAGUCGCGUGGAUCGGCUGCAAAAAAGUCUCACCCUGAUAAAACACCUGAUGGAGAUGAAGACUUUUACAUUGUCCCAGAAGAAUUAGAUUUGUUCAAACCUGAAAUCGAAAUAGGACGUGUCAUUGUUCAAGCUGAGACUGGUGACCUCACUAAAGAGGUAACAGAUGCAAUAGGCAUAUUAUCAAGAAAAGAUUUAAAUUGUGGAGGAGGAGUCGGUAAGGCAAUUAUUUCUGUUGGAGGAAAAGAAAUUCAAGCAGAAUGCUCUUCUUUGGGUAUCCAGCCACCAGGUUCAGUCGCAGUCACCGGGGCAGGCAAAUUAAAAGUCAGAAAAAUUUACCACAUGGUGCCAGAAGAAAAGACAAUGGCUUCUAUUAAAGGUUGCAUUGUGAAGUGUCUAAAAGCAGCUGAUGAUCACGGGAUGACCUCCAUAUCUUUUCCUGUAAUUGGAACUGGAAAUUUCAAAGUAGAUGUACAAGAAGCUGCCAAAGAGACGCUAGCCGCAAUUGCCAAAUUUGCUCAGGGACAGCCACAAUUACUUCAUUUCAUUCGAAUCGUCAUAUAUCAAAAGCACAUGUUUCACGAUCUUCGCAAUGCAAUGCAAUCAUGUGUCUCUUCGGCAGAAGGAGGGAAAGGUUUUUUUUCUAGGGUUGCUAAUAUGCUUGGAUUUGGAAAAAGUGGCUCGUCUGCCUUUUAUUCUCCCGUGUCAGUAAAACGGGGGAGUCAAGAAGUUAACAGCUACCUAGAAAUAUUUGCCGGAACCAACCAAGACAUCAAAAAAGCUGAAGAAGAAAUACAGAGAGAUUUGGCGGAUAACUGCACUAAGAGAGUGAUUGAAGACGAUGCCAUUAGCCACCUUUCCGAGGAACAGAAAAGUAAAAUACAUAACCUGCAAGUUACACACGACGUCAGUAUCAUGAUAGAAGAUUACAUCGGUCGCAUAUCCGUAAGAGGCGACGCAGAAGACGUGCUAGAUGUGGCCACAUCUAUCCUAAAAAUUUUGACUGAGUACAUAGAGGAAGAGCACAGUAGAGGAAUCGGAGAACUCCUAUGCAAAAACACGCAAUGGUACUAUGAAGAAGACGAUGAGGAGGAUUGGCAGCCAUAUGACCCAAAGGAAAACUUUCAGAUAGAGACCGCGCAUAAGGAUGGUCAAAAAUCGGUGCUUUUAAUCAUUGAUGGUGCCAGGUGUGAGAUUGUUUUCAAAGACAUGAAGGAAACUUGUCUGGAAGAUGGAGAAGAGAGGAAUGUGAAAAGGAAGGAGAUCGGAAAAGGUAAUUAGUUCACUUGAUUACUACCCGGACAGAACAGUUGAGGAUUGAGUUCAAUGACAGUGAUUUUAGUGCUUGAACAAAACUUCAAGAAAUAGCAGCAAACCAAAAAAAGCACACUUUUUAAAUAAACAAACAAACGAACGAACAGUGUUAAUAUUUAGUCCAUAAAAAAGCGAGGAAAAACACGUAACCUUCUCGAGUUUCAAGCAAAAAUCAUCGCAUUGUUGCGAUGUAUCUAAAUUCUUAUUUUUGGACGUUUGAUACAUUUUACUGAAAAAAAUACUUUACAAUUUUUGAGAUACAUUUUAGAAGGGAGGAGUUAAAUAUCCUUCUUAUAGACAGAAUUCGUCCCAUAAACAACAAUCAAUACUUGGACGGAUCAACAAACUCAAGGUGUACUGGUAAAGACUGCGCUUGCCGCUAAAAGAUAGCUAAUGAUUUUAUAGAGCAAGGGAGAACAUUGCUAUAUAAAUCCAAGUUAAAUUCUCAAGGACUUUAUCCAAGCUGAGAAGAGAAAGAAAAUCUCGUGAUCGUGUGUUGCUGUCCUCCAUUACGACGCAUUACGAAGUUGGACGCCAAGGAAAAUGUUCUAAAAGGUGUGAUGCACGUGCAGACCUGUUAUUUGACUCAUUGAACCCUGUAAGGAGCUGGGGGAAGCUUCUCCUUGCAGUCCUUGUUAAACUCCCAUAAUCAUUGGUGAAAAAACGAUGGCGAUAGCCUACUUCAAGUUUUCUUUAUCCGAUGAAUAUGACAGGCUAGUACGCAUAUGUGCAUAGCAAGUGACUAAGUUCAAUUUUACACGCAUAGCAAGUGAUCUAAGUUCGAUUUUAUUUCUAUGCAUAACGAAAACUAAAAUAACUGCGUUGAAAUUAAGUCAUAUUGGAAUAACUUUAAUGUCUUCUAAUUUACCUUUAUUUAUUUUUUUGUUUUACACAGGUGUUCCACUACCUGAUAAUUGGUGUGUACAACCAAAGGAAAGUUCAGGUAAUGAAAAAGAAGUUCAUUUAGUCGAGCUUGAUCCUACAAGCAACGAAUACAACAAAGUAGCAGAAGGAAUCCGCAAAACUGCUACGAUCUCGAUCACUAAGAUCGAGAGAGUGCAAAAUCCUGGCCUUUACAAGGCAUACGUGGUCAAAAAGGAUCAGAUGGAACAAAAGAAUGGUGCCAAUGAAAAGUUGCUUUUCCAUGGUACUGCUCAAGCAAGUUGUUCAUGCAUUAGCAAGUUUGGUUUUAAUAGAAGCUUCUGUGGGAAAAACGGUAAGUUAUCAAUCAAUCAAAACCUUUAUUUAAACACGAUGAGGGUUAAAGCUUGGUAGCUUGAGGGGUCGUGUAUAAAUAGAGUAACUACAUAAAAGAGAGGAUGUAUAAUUACACUGAUGUUUCGACUAAAAUAAGUUAAAAACGCUAGAAUGAAACAGUAUAAAUAUCUUGAAAUACUUUGGAAUUAAUUCUUCUAAACAAUUUCACAGAACAUUCGACAGUGCAACUAUCAGAAGCUUCUAAAACGUUUUACGGUACAGGUUACUAUAAUCCGGCAAUAUCCAUAAUUGUAUUCGACUCGUGUACGUGAAUGCUUUUAAUAAAACUACCCAGGGAUACAGCUUUGCGGCACUCCCCUGGUAAAUGGUUAAAUAGAAUUUUCCUUCUGUGGGCUAUUGAAGAUUUCAUGGUAUUUGUUCAGAAAGAUGGAAUAAUAUAACUAUCAGAUGUCGUUUUCUUAAAUUGCACGAUGGCUGGAACUUUGAGAUAUUUACUGACAAUCAGGAGGGCGAGGCAGUUGUUCCUUUCGUAAAUGGUCGCUGACCUGUUUGAAUUUCUAUUGUUUAAUUGAAAAUCGAUUUUUGUGUAUUAAAUGUAAGGAACGCUCAAUUGAUUAUACAAGCGCAUUCAUGUUUGUCUUUUCCAUCCUAAGGUUGUCCAGGAAUGCUAUUGAAUGGAAAACAGUGUCAUAAAAAUGAUAAUGAAUAGUGUUUGCACUUUAAUGUUUGUUUCUUGUUCUAUUGACUUUCAAGAUGGUGUUAAUAACUUUGAUGUUGGCGUUAAUGAAAGUCUAUUUUUCUCUUUGUAUGCCGAUCCGAAUGGCGCAUGUGAAUGCCCAAAAGUGUUAUUAAUGAGUUCAAUUUCUAGCCUUUUUAUACGUGGAAUUCGUUUAACGCCGACUACUGUAAGUAAAUUGCUGAGUUGUUUAUAACUUCACUUUACGAGACCAACCUGCAGCGCUCAACUUUCGACUCAUCAAGAAAAUCAGGAUUCAAGAAAGUAAUUUCCAUGGCCAACUCUUUAGAGUCUCAGGCUGAAGAAAACGAGAAAAAAAAUGGAGUAUUCCUCUUCAGCCCCCAACAAAUCACGGCACGAAAAUAGUGCAAGCAAACAUCACAAUACGCUGUGAAAGUCGGGCUUUGCACUCUCAGAAACAAAGGUGCUGAUGUAUGGCAGAUGAUAACACAGGUUGCCCAAGCCCGAAAUAUGAGCAUCGGGAAUUGUUGCGUAACAUUCAAAAUAUAUGGAUUUGUAUGGGAAAAAACCUAUCGUUUCUGUAACCUACGAAAAUGAAAGGAUUUCAAAAGGUAAACCUUUAUAUAGAGAGAAAACCGUUUCCAUAAAAACUCAUAAAAGGGCCAUAAAUCGACCCGUGGACCACACAGGAGAGACGUAACACACAUUUUAAGUAAGGUAAGCUGUUUUUUAUUGUAAUCCUUUCAUUUUCGUAGGUUACAGAAACGAUAGGUUUUUUUCCCAUACAAAUCCUUAUAUUUUGAAUGUUACGCAACAGUGCCGAUGCUCGCCGACGCUCAUAUUUCGAGCUUGGGCUACCUGUGGUGAUAAUGUUUCUAAUGCUGGGUUUUUAUACGGAGCGUGGGAAGAAGGUUUUCACCCUAUUCUUUCUACCAUCAAAACUAAGCAGGUACUCAGUCUAAUUUGUUUAAACCUUCAUUUUGAACUAGCUUAAAAUGUGUGUUUUUCCAAAGAAUAUGCAUGUAACAUAUUAGCCUGUGUACAGACGUCCCCCUCCCUCAUAUCUGAGGGAGGGGGGACGUCUGUACACAGGCUAGUAACAUAUGUGCUGCUUUGUUAUUUUUUUGUUAUUCAAUAAGUUGUCAUAUAUGAGGCUUUCUUCUGCAAUCCCACACCUUUGCGGGAACUCAACGAAUUUCGCACCAGUGUCAAAAAAUAUUUGCAUUCGGUUAGUUAGUUGGAUUGCACCAAUAACUAUAAUUGCACAUCCUACCGUUUGUAUGAAUUUAUUGAGCUUUUGCCAUAGUUUUCAACCCUCACCCUGACCCACAAAAUGCACAGAGUCAAAUAGAUAUCCACAAGUAGACAAAAUUGCGAGAUGCGAUGCCUGGAGACUUUCCGGCGUCUUUCCCAAUUUGUAGGAGAGGAGAUAUACAAUGGUGUUCCUUUUCUGUUUAUAAAUUAUUGUAUCAGUAUAUGGCACUCGAUGAGACAAUGAAAAGGAUUCUUAUUUACGUUUGAUGUAGCAAAUAUAGAAAUAACCUGCGAUCAGGUCUCCCAAAGAAAAUGGGAAAAUCUAAGGACCGCAGUAUCGCAGGUUAAUGAAGAAAAAUUAGAUAUCGAGAGAUACCCUCCCUGCCCAGGAUAUCAUCCAGCAAGCAAAAGCAGAAUUGUUUACUUUUGUCCUUGUUAACAUAUGCUUUAUCUUUUUUAAACGACUUCACACACGUUAGCACCGUGUUUGAAUUCAUUUACAGCAUACGCGUAUCGGCCGAAUGCGACUGCUAGACGCAAAUACUGCAAAUGAAUCCUUUUGUUUUAGAAAAAAUUUAGCGAGCAUGUUUGUGCUCAUUUAUCCUUUUACGAGCCAGAUAUUUUGCAUAAACAAUGACAUCAUGCAAAGAUUUACUUAAAGCGAAAAAAAUUGAGAUGACCUUUUACAGUAUAAUGGAAUCAAUUUCACAUCUCGGAAAAAUGGCUCGAACUUCCGCUAAAUCGGAAAACCCUAUUUGAAACUGGCUAGUUCCACUUCGGCAGAACUUCCGCUAAAUCGGAAAACCCUAUUGAAUGUUGAUUAAAAAUCGUAAUUGGGUCUGAUUUAUGCGCAAAUGUCCGUAUUUUCGCGUUAAUGAAUGUAUCUUCGCAUUAUCGGUAGCAGUUUCACGAAACUGAUUGCUUAUUUUCUCGUAAUGAACAGCAAAAGGUGUAUAUAAUUCUUAAUGUUGUAUAAUGCUUUUAAAUUCUUACGUCAAAUAUUUCUGAAAAUUAUGGACAUAUUUUCAAAGUUGAAUAAAAUUAUUAUUAUCAUUAUUAUUAUUAUUAUUGUAUUAUUAUUAUUAUUAUUAUUAUUAUUAUUAUUAUCGCAAAGCGAAGCACAAACAUGAGUCGGCUUUUUACACCUAUUUCAAUUAAGGUUGCUUCCGUGAACCAUGUUUCAUGUCCUGCAGUGCACCAUGGUAAACCCUUUUGUGGCAGGAAGUUCAGUCUUGCUCACGUUCAUUGAAAUAAUGGACACCAUUUGUGAGAAGGCGUUCAAGAGAACUUUCAACUCAAACGGCUGCGAAAAUUCUUAACAAUGAGCGAGCUAAAGAAUUUCAUUUUUAAAAUCUCACAGCAAGAAAUUAGAAGCCUCUUCCUUUAACAACAUUAAUCGAAUAGGAUUUUACCGCCUGAUUAAGCUGCGCAGUUUUCCAUGGGCCGGAAUGCUGGCUUUUUUAAUUCAGUUUUAAAAAAAUUGCCUCAAAAAUAAAUAAACGCGUAUUAUUAACUUAUUUAUUGUAGUUCAACAAACGCCUUGGAUUUGUUUUUUGUUGUUUGUUGUUUUUGUUGUUGUUUUUUUUUUUUCAACUCCAUCCAAAAUUUUCACGUGCGCGAGCCACAUCCCAUACAAUUAUAGUAAUUUUUUUCUUAACUUAUUUAAGGUGAUAAAAAUUUACGUUAAUUGGUCUUGAAGACAAUAAUAGCCAAAUAGGAAUUUAACUUGCAUGUAGAAAACCAGCGAGUUACUGACAGCUCUUCUGAAGAUACCUCAGGGCCUUCAAAUGCCUUUAUUGUUAAAUAAUAAACAAUUAUUGGAUGAGGUUUUUGUGAUAUCCGGAAUAAUCGAGGUUGAGGUAAGUGUUAUCAGCCGAGCCAAAGGCCGAGGCUGAUAACAUUUACCGAGACCUUGAUUAUUUAGGGUAUCACAAAAACCGAAUCUAAUAAUUGUUGUAUUAUUAAUACCUUGUUUUGAAGAAAAUAACGACAAACACGCCGUCGCAAGGAACCUGAAUUAAUAUAUUUAUUGGAAAUCAUGCAUUGCGCGCGCAACCUAAAGAUUAGUGAGUUAUCUGCUAGCAGACAACUGACUAAUCUAUAGGUUGCGUUGAUUUCCAAAAUUAGCUGUAAGCUCAUAGCCAAUGAGAAGACAGAUAGUGAGUACAAUGUAUAAUAAUCAUAACUAAAGCUUGUAUCCGUCGUCGCAUUUAUGUCAAAGAAGUCUUUGUUUGUUUAUUUUCGAUUUGGUAUGGUUUGCGUACCCGCGAGAUUAUAUCGAUAACUAAUCAAUGACUAACUUGAAUGACUGAAAAUUUUGUGGCCUGUCGAUUAUUCAUCGAUUACUCAUCGAAUAUCGGAUAUAAUCAAUGACUAAUCAACUGAUUACCUAUCGAUUACCUAUUGAUUAUUCAUUGAUGUCAUUGAUGCCAUCGAUUAGUCAUGUCCUGGUUACAGGCGUGAUCACUCAGCUCCCCCACCCCCCGCACCCACUCCAUAUAUCCUGGGCAUUUGCAGGUAUUUUGUCCAUAAAAGGCUGGAACACUGCAAGUGCAAGGCUGUGAUCGAACUUGAUUCAUAAUUAUGUUUUUCCCUAAACAACCGACUUCUAGCUUGAUGGAAGAGUGUAUUCAUUUCAAAAGUGUUUCCAGGAUUUAAAGUUUGAAAUUAAUUACUUUUACUAUAAGUAUAUAAAAGGAAGCUUCUCUUUUAGCCCUGGCUAAAUCUAUUUUGUAUAUACAGUACUAAAACAGUGGAUAGUGUUUUUCGCGCGCUCUGAUUAGUUACUCAAUCAGUGAAUAUCCAAUGCUGUUCACUGAUUCACCUCCAGUUCCUCCGAGCAAGCGACGCCAAACUCGCGUAAGUCACGAGCAAAAUGGCUUCCCGGAUUGCAAAACGGUUUGAAACCGGUGAAAAAGUUUUUUGUUUACAAAUGCAAAUUAAGCUUAAGUCUUGCGUUACUUUAUUUAGCUGACUUGUUCAUAAAUAAGCUUAAAACUAAAUUUAAUAAUCUUUUUUUACAGAAUGAUUUUAAAUACAAAAAGAAAUGGCAACUCCUUUUGAAGAACUUUCCCUGCAAGAGCUAAACUAAAGCGACGGCCGCGGCCGUUCGGCCAUUGCGCGCCAAAAUUGUGAUCGUUGGCAACAGUAAAUGAGUUAAAAAUCAUCAUUUUUGUGCUCAAUUUAUCUCACUGUUUUAGUAUGUUCUAAAACAAUUAUUCACCUCAGGGCUUUAGGGCUUUUUAUGGUUUAGCCGUCAUUAGUAUAAUUCGAUUGUAUGAUCUUAAUAUCUCUGCAUAAUGGAAUUCUUUAUUUUAUAUAAUUUUAAACUUUUAUUAUUAAUUAUAACUAUUUCCUCUUCUUUUAUGUAAGGUUAAGUUACUUCUAUUUUUUUAGAAUUUGUAAAUGAAUAGUUUCUUUCUUCACUUAUUAAUGAAGGCCGAGGGGUUUCUUUUGUAACGGAUGGAAUUGUAGAUAGUGUUUUGAUGAAUUAAUUAGAUUUUUUGUAACAGCAGGUUGAUUGUUGUUGAUUGUGGUUAAUUGAGGUUUUGUAAUGAAGAUUUUAAUUAUUCACCUCAGUGUCGGUGGCUAGCGGUGGUGAUUUACCUCGCCGCUCCGCACCUCGGUAAAUUACCACCACCACUAGCCACCUUCACUUCGGUGAAUAAUUGUUAUAUAUUACUCUUUGUUGUCCCUCCAAACUUUUGCAUAACCAUUGUUUUCGAUUUCUCUUAGGACUUACUCUAUCGUCCCAAGAGAAACAAUGCUUAAUCGGCAAAAUUUUGGAAAAUAGCAUUUUUAAAAAAUGGUACCUUGAAGAAGGCCUAUUGCUGAUAAGUGAAUGAUAAAAUCUUCUUUCAGCCGUUGUCUAUGGGAAGGGCGUAUACUUUGCUCGAGAUGCGUCCUAUUCCACACAAUUACGAUAUUCUCCAGCAGAUGCAAAUGGCGACCGCUAUAUGUACCUUGCUCGUGUUCUGGUGGGUGAAUAUGCGGCUGGACGAAAGGAAAUGAUAACUCCUCCACCCAGAGGAAGCGACGCUACUGAUGCAUACGACAGUGUUGUAGACAACACCUCAGAUCCAAGCAUAUUUGUUGUCUUUUAUGAUAGCCAGUCCUACCCAGAUUAUCUCGUUACUUUUAAAUAA
Porites lobata is the source of this 38062-nucleotide messenger RNA. Lineage: Eukaryota; Metazoa; Cnidaria; Anthozoa; Scleractinia; Poritidae. The record is from the annotation of a GenBank genome assembly.